AGGCGCCGGCUCGUCGCCUUGCUUCGGACGCCCACCACGCCGUCGGUCCUCGACGGUCGCAGGGCUACCCCGACGUUUCGCAAGCAACAUGGCUGAUUCGCAAGUUUUGAGCUCGCCGCUGUUUGCGAGGGCGCCGUCGGCACAGGCGCAAUCGCCUGGCAUAUAUACAGCGGCGGGAGCCAGGCGCGGACUCACGACUCCUUCGCUGUCUUACCUGGAUCAGCUACGCGUCACCGAGGCGCUCCUCGCGCGCGACCACGCCGUAUACCAGAUGGAAAGCGUAUGCGCGUCGAACCGUACUAAGGAGGCCGUCAUCGUGCAGUUGCGCCACGAGAAAGAGAACCUCGAGGCGAAGCUCGCGUCUGAGAUGAUACCAGCAGAAAGCGACACGGAACGCUGCAAGGAGAUCGAGAUGUUACGCAAGUCAAAUACCGAAUUAACAGCGAAACUGGAGUCGCUGUCGUUGCAUCCUGAGGGGACACCGACGAUGUUGGCUAUGGCAAUGCAGUUGUCUCCCAAUUUGCCUCACGAACUGCUGAGCCCUUCCAUUGCCAACUACCGUAUUUUCCAAGAGAAAACGACCUGCUGGUGCCCCGUCCGCGAAGAGCAUGGCUACUACCUCACACCCUUCUUCAAAUGCAGCACCAACCCUCGAGUUAUCACUGCGCAUCGUUGGCAUGCUGUCGAUCUAGAUAGCGAGAUUAACCGACCCACUGAGUGCUUCUUCAACAAAGAAGGGAAAUGGUACUACGCCGGAGUCUAUAAGACGUUUAGACUGCGAGAUAUUGCGCCUCAAGAGUGGAUCAAGCUACCCGCCGAGACCACGCAAGUUCUGGUGAAGGAAACGGUCGCGCAUCGCAAGAACGUCUCCCCGCAGAACAUCUACGAGGUCGGCCAGCUCUACGCCGCUGGAGCGCUCAAGGCGGCGUGCAUCGGGCUCCAGUGCAUUGGAUUCAACGAUACGCUCUACAAAGGACUCCUCGCGCAGGCGGAAUUGUGUGCAAAGACGGGGCGUUGGCGCGGACUGCCUGGCAGCGUCGGGCUCGGGACUGGCGCUAUCUGGAACGCAAAUGCUAAUGUUGGACCGGGACUUGGAUCUACGCCUUCUGGACCUGCUGGACCUACCGGGACUGGAGGCGACGCUGUCGGUAUGAUUGGAUUGAGUGACGCCUAGGCUUUCGCUUGAAGACGCGACUACGACUUCGAAGAUGCAAAGUGAAGAUGAUCGACUGUUUUCGCGCGGAUCGACUCUCGCCUUUCAGCAGACCUCGACACCAUCGACUGUUUACAUUACACCUGUGUUUUACCAACAUGAUUUUGUCUCACGACGCUGUAUUCUGUGUCCCUGUCUCGUUGAAUAUAUGCAUACAAUCGAUACCCAUCUGUCUUCUAUCCUAGUAUCGUAAGGACCGAACUUAAGGAACAAUCUCGUUGAGCAAACUGCCCCUGCCACGAGGAGUAUGAGUUCACUAAUAUUGUGAUAUCAAACCGCUUCAU
Messenger RNA from Phanerochaete carnosa HHB-10118-sp, 1497 nucleotides. RefSeq lists its product as uncharacterized. The transcript is spliced from 6 exons. The record is from RefSeq and is a predicted model, not a curated record. Bases 89 to 1174 code for a protein of 361 amino acids. Lineage: Eukaryota; Fungi; Basidiomycota; Agaricomycetes; Polyporales; Phanerochaetaceae.